ACACUAAAGACGAAGAAGAAUUUUCAAAUUAAACAGCGGUUGUUUUUUCUUCUUGUAGUUCCAGCCCAGCCCAGCCCAGCCCGUUAAAAAUCUUGGGUUUGUUUUUGAUGGAACAAAAGUGAUUUUCUGGUGUAGAUGGUAACUUACUGUUGUCCAACUGUACACGAUAACUUCCAGCUAACGUUAUUGCUGUUCCUAUUGCUGAAAAUAUGAAGAGAACUAAAUUUGAAUUAAAAGAAGCUACCGCACCUUCACAUUUUAACGUCGGCUUGAAGCCUCCCAACAAUGCCCACAGGAAAAAGCUCACAGCUCUGGCUUCCAAAGGACCUUCAUCUAGACUGGAGGCAGAGCUAAGCGACCAGAAGCGGCUUUUGGAAGCAUUUAACGGAGACCUGCAAAAAAAUCUUUUGCAGUCCAAGGAAAAAAUUGACCUGCUGGAGCAGCAGUACGAGGAUCUUAAAGGAGAAAAGAAUGAGAUCCAGAAACAACUGGAGAACUGCCUUCAUUUGCUGGUUGCAGGCAAUAUUGACCUGGAUUUAGGUGAGAAAAUCGCUGAAACAACCCAACAAAAGGAGGAGCAACGGAAAGAAGUGCAGAGCGUGUCUCAAGAGUUGAUGGGGGAGUUGCAGACAUUUGGACAAAAGCUUUCAGAACAUCGAGCACAGGUCCAGCAGGUGCAGGAAAGAAUGAAGGAUCUGAGAGAAAAGCGUGAGCAGCACGUGGAGGAGAGAGAGGCCUUCUCUCUGGAAGUGGAUGAAAUGGAGAAGGCUCUGGAGCAAGCGGAGCAGCUGCUGGUGGGAAUGUAGAUGUGUGGUGCAGGGGGGUGAUGUAUGUAUGUAUUUUGUUUUGUACAGGCCUGAAACUUAAUAAAACAUGUUUUUAUCAUA
This is a messenger RNA of Conger conger (European conger), 887 nucleotides long. RefSeq names its product kinetochore localized astrin (SPAG5) binding protein (gene knstrn). The record is from RefSeq and is a predicted model, not a curated record. Gene Ontology annotation, cellular component: centriolar satellite; microtubule plus-end; mitotic spindle. Lineage: Eukaryota; Metazoa; Chordata; Actinopteri; Anguilliformes; Congridae. Gene Ontology annotation, biological process: regulation of attachment of spindle microtubules to kinetochore; spindle organization; mitotic sister chromatid segregation. Bases 210 to 806 code for a protein of 198 amino acids. The transcript has 8 exons.